AUGUCAUCUUUCCUGCAAGAUAUGAAAACGGAAGAGACACGAUUCCGCCUCGUUGUGUUGGGUCCUGGAAAGGUGGGGAAAACAUCAAUAAUUCGACGCUAUCUUCAUGGAACUUUCGAUGAAAGAUACAAAGAAACCGUUGAGGAUCUUUAUUCGAAAGAUUUCAAUAUACAGGGAAUGGAAAUAUCACUGGAAAUUCUGGAUACAAAUUUCAACUAUCCAGGCAUGCGCAAAAUUGCAAUAGCAUCUGCCAGUGCAUUUAUGCUUGUUUUUGCUGUCAAUGAUGUGAUUAGUUUCAAGCAGGUGAGUGACAUAUGGUCACAGAUUGUGCAGCAACGAAAAGAUGCUCGAACCCUUCCAACUGUUGUUGUUGGGAACAAAUGCGAUUCAUCUUCUCAAAAAAUCUUUGAUGCAACAGUUCAAGCAUGGAUGCGACAUUUAAAUUUUAAUAUAAGUUAUGUCGAAUCCUCUGCAAAGAUGAACUAUAAUAUAGUGAAAAUAUUCCGAAAUUUUCUAGAACAAAGUGAUUUAUUGGAUGAAGAGAAAUGGGUAAAACAGAAAUUACGACCUGGUGAAAUCUCGCCAUCAAAGAAGCUUAAUCGAAACUGGUCAUUACGGGUUACCAAUGCUAAAGAUAGCGGUUCAAAGGAUCUCAAUCAGUCGGGCAGUCUUCUACGACGCUCGAAGCACCUGUCAUUAAGAAUGAAAUGCCAUGAAAAGGAAGAAUCAUUAGGGCUGUCACCGUGUGCGGUCAUGUGGUCCUCGCCCUUACUACUGUCCCUCACAAGCGUUUUUGGCCUACUAGGUCUGGCGUUGAUCACAUUGGCUUUGGCCACUGACUCAUGGACCGACUAUCAGGUAAAUCGACGAGAAAUAAUCAAUGCUAUGAAUCGAAAUACGGAAUUAAAUGUUCGUUUAAAAGAUAAUGUUGUAAGGAAUCCGUUGUACUUUUCACGCAGUUACGGUCUCUUUCUUGUGUGUUUUUCGGAUGCUGUGCCCUCAGAUAUUGGAAGCUUUUCCAAAUUUGGUUCACCAUGCAUCUGGAACGACGACUAUCAUCCAUCCGAUGCAGCAUAUGAAAAAUACGAUAGCUUACAAACAUACCGUUAUUAUGCCAUGUGGGGUGCUGCAAUAUUAUAUCUUUUGGGUUUGGUUGUAUUCAUUAUUUGUUCAAUAUUUGGUAUGGUUGGUUGUUGGCGACGAAGCACAAAAAUAGUUCUUACGACUGCAUUACUUAUGCUUUUUUCAGUACUACACGUAGCUCAAUAUCUCUCCGAUUUUACUAGCUGUGACUGGAGCGUAACGCAUCUAUUGAAUGCUAAUAGUUAUAUCGGAAGUAAAUCUCAUUUCAUGGCUUGGCCACCCUACUUCAUACCGCGAUGA
This is a messenger RNA of Acanthocheilonema viteae, 1383 nucleotides long. NCBI's taxonomy places the organism in Eukaryota, Metazoa, Nematoda, Chromadorea, Rhabditida, Onchocercidae. The record is from the annotation of a GenBank genome assembly.